This is a messenger RNA of Zerene cesonia (dogface butterfly), 1157 nucleotides long. Its product is annotated as dolichyldiphosphatase 1-like. The coding region runs from base 100 to 837 and encodes 245 amino acids. The record is from RefSeq and is a predicted model, not a curated record. The transcript has 5 exons. NCBI's taxonomy places the organism in Eukaryota, Metazoa, Arthropoda, Insecta, Lepidoptera, Pieridae. Gene Ontology annotation, molecular function: sphingosine-1-phosphate phosphatase activity.
GUCAAUGUCAAAUUGUAUACGAUAUCCCCUAAAUUGGUAUCUGUAUUUUUUUUAGAAAUUGUUAUGAAUGAAGUGAAAUUCUAAUAAUAUUUAUAGUUCAUGUUCGUGUUCAAAAAAUAUUCUAAAGAUAUGGCGGAUAGUGAAAAUGUAAUUGAAUGGCAACCUUUAGCGCUUACGUUAGUCGAAUAUCCCAAAGGCGAUUUCAUCGGCAAAUUUUUUGCCCUUACCAGUUUAGCUCCUUUUGGAAUCGGUGCUGGUUUUAUCGCUUUGAUAUUAUUUCGAAGAGACCUCCAUACAAUAGCUUUUUUUGUAGGAACUCUCAUAAAUGAGCUCUUGAAUAUAAUAUUAAAACAUGUUAUAUGUGAGAAGAGGCCACUAUCAAGAGGACAUUUGUACAAUGAAUAUGGCAUGCCAUCCUCACAUGCACAAUUCAUAUGGUUUUUUAGUAUAUAUGUCUUAUACUUUUUCAUUAUCAGACUACACCAUAUAAACAAUAAUAAUAUAAUAUCAGUUUUAUGGAAAAUUAUUAUUGUUAGUAAUUGCUUUUUAUUAGCCAUUAUCGUAUGUGUUGGCAGAGUAUAUCUAGAAUACCAUACAACAUGGCAAGUUAUUGUUGGUAGCUUAGUUGGAUUUGUUACUGCAACAGUUUGGUUCACUGUUGUGCAUAAAAUACUCACUCCAAUAUUUCCACAAGUGGCUAAUUUGAAAAUAUGUGAAAUGUUAAUGAUAAGGGACACAACUUUAAUACCAAAUGUGCUAUGGUUUGAAUACACUAAGUCAAGACAUGAGGCACGUACACGCGGCCGAAAAUUGGCAGCUUGUAAACCGAUCCGAUGACAAUACGCCUUCUCGCGCGCCACGGACGCUAUGUGUCGCCCCCGGACACGCGCGUGACGAUUGCUGACCGCUGCGGCUGUUGUGCUCAGCGGUAUCAUUAUAUAUAUUAUUAGAAUGCGUUUCAAAUAUGAAUAGCAUUUAUUAAAGUAUUUGACUGUUUUGUGAUAGACAAUGAUUAUUAUUAUUAUAAUUUUUAACUCAUUGAAACACAUUUUACUAUUUGUUAAUUUAAUAUGUAUAUGAACGAAUUAUGGCAUAACUGACUAUAACUUGAUUUUUUAAUUGUUGCACAUAUUGUUUAGAUGUUUUAGAUAUAUUAU